This is a messenger RNA of Microthlaspi erraticum, 447 nucleotides long. Lineage: Eukaryota; Viridiplantae; Streptophyta; Magnoliopsida; Brassicales; Brassicaceae. The record is from the annotation of a GenBank genome assembly.
AUGGAGGUGUAUGCUUCAAAUGGAGGUCGAGAAGAGAGGUUGUGGACUGGCUCACUUCAAUGGUGUCUAAACAAAGUACACAAGGAAACAGAGUCACCAAAAUGUGAAUUGGGGGAAUCUAAUGGAUCUCCUGAAUUUCCAAACAAUGGAUUUGCUGUUCAGCGAGCACAAGCAAUUGAAGAGAUCCGGCUUCCCAUGAACUUGAGGGUUUACGGUUGGGAGAUUAUGUGGUCAGGAACUACCUGGAUGUGUGAUUGCCCACAUAAGCCAAGGAGCCAUUGGUCCUUCUCCGACUCCUGUUGGGGAUUUGCGCAGGAUAAGGCUCUCCAUACUUGUGCUGCAAACGGGCAUUGGAAAAGCAGGUGGAGUGUUGUCUCGGGGCUUCCACAAUGCGGGCAGACUAUUGAGGGGAGGUAUGUACUUUUCAGAUCUCCAGAUUCCAAUUGA